Molecule: messenger RNA, 1530 nt
Organism: Nannizzia gypsea CBS 118893
Lineage: Eukaryota; Fungi; Ascomycota; Eurotiomycetes; Onygenales; Arthrodermataceae
Exons: 3
Coding region: 1-1530 (509 amino acids)
Biological process (GO): protein dephosphorylation; phosphatidylinositol 3-kinase/protein kinase B signal transduction; regulation of phosphatidylinositol 3-kinase/protein kinase B signal transduction
Cellular component (GO): cytosol; cell projection; plasma membrane
Molecular function (GO): protein tyrosine/serine/threonine phosphatase activity; protein tyrosine phosphatase activity; phosphatidylinositol-3,4,5-trisphosphate 3-phosphatase activity
Source: RefSeq, a predicted model, not a curated record
AUGGACGCGCGCGUUAGGCCACAAGUCGAAUCGUCGGCAACAUACCCUCUAACAUCUCACGAUAGGCAUCCUUUCUACGGCGAAUCGUGGCAGGUCCACGAAAUCAGCAUCCUGAAGCAAGUCUUGAUUUGUGCUAUGUUACUGAUGAUAACUAACUUAUACCGCGCAGUAAUAGCAACAUCUGGCCCGUCGUCGACAUACCCUAAACGCGCGUACCGGAACCCUACAGAGGAUCUAGUCAGUUUCCUCGACUCAAAACAUGGAGAGGAUUGGUCAAUAUUUGAGUUCCGAGCUGAAGGAACUGGGUAUCCUGAUGACGAGGUAUACGGGCGCGUCCACCAUUUCCCAUGGCCUGACCACCACCCACCCCCAUUCGCCCUGAUACCAUCGCUCAUGGCCAGCAUGCGGAAUUGGAUAAAUGGUGAGGGAAAGAGUAGGAGAGUUGCUGUGGUACACUGCAAAGCAGGAAAGGGUAGAAGUGGAACUGUUGCCUGCAGCUACCUUAUCAGUGAGCAGAGCUGGAGUGCAGAAGAUGCAAUGAAACAGUUCACGGAGCGCAGAAUGAGAGCUGGAUUCGGCGCUGGCGUGAGUAUACCGAGUCAAGUCCGAUGGGUAAACUAUGUUGAACGAUGGAAGAACGUAUUUAACAAGAUAUACGUCGAACGGCCUGUUGAGAUUCUUGAGAUUCAUAUCUGGGGCCUAAGGAAGGGGCUCAAGAUCGAUGUGGAAGGAUAUGUGGAUGAAGGCCGAAAAAUAAAACGCUUCCACAGGUUUGGUAAAGAUGAGUUCUUUUAUCAGAAUGGUGGUGCAGCCUUGAAAGAUGCCUCUUCUUCUUCUGCUUCUUCUGGGGAGGAGGAGAAAGAAAAAGGAACGGGCAAGCAAGGUGGUUCGUCUUCAAGCAAAUCGUCUACUCCAGACAAACCUGCCCCGGACAUUACAGAGCCGGAGCCCGUGACGGAGGCAGCGUGGUCAGCUCUCGCCUCUUCUCCGACUGAUUCAACAGACAAUGUUGUCCUCCGGCCCAAAAAGCCAGUUGUCGUUCCAACUUCAGAUGUGAACAUCGACUUCGAGCGACGGGCCGUGGUAUCAUACACAGAUUGGUCUAUGAUUACCUCUGUCGGCCAUGUCUGGUUCAACGCAUAUUUCGAAGGUGGCUAUGAUCACGACUCCGGGGUAUUUGAAAUUGACUGGGACGCUAUGGAUGGUAUCAAGGGGACCUCAAGGAAAGGGAUCAGAUCCCUUGAGCGUCUCAAGGUCGUCUGGAGGUACUAUAAACCUGCCGAGGAAGAGCCUUCGGAGGGCAAAGAACCUGAAGCUGGGGUUCCGGGCGCUCCUCCGCCUGGAAAGGUCAUAUCUGAGCCUGGCCCUGGAGAAGAAGUAUCCGAAGGCCAUGCUGCAGAUUGGCGAGGACAAGAUGAUGAUGUUGAGGGAGAAGAAGACAGAGAAUUGCUAGAACCAAGGCGUGAGCAGGGAGAAAAUGAGAAAAAAGAGAAUGAUUCCACUGCUGCUCCGUCUACGGUGAAGGAAUAA